Felis catus (domestic cat) is the source of this 2855-nucleotide messenger RNA. It is a transcript of the gene RBM39, whose product is annotated as RNA binding motif protein 39. Bases 856 to 1977 code for a protein of 373 amino acids. The transcript has 18 exons. Gene Ontology annotation, biological process: mRNA processing. Lineage: Eukaryota; Metazoa; Chordata; Mammalia; Carnivora; Felidae. The record is from RefSeq and is a predicted model, not a curated record. Gene Ontology annotation, molecular function: RNA binding. Gene Ontology annotation, cellular component: nucleus.
AUGUGAGUACGAGGAAGCAGCGGCCGCCAUUUCAGAGAGCUUGUCGAAGCUGUCGCAGGGGUGGAUCCUGAGCUGCCGAAGCCGCCGUCCUGCACUUCCGCGCGGGCUCCUCUAAUCCCAUUGUUUCUUUUAGAUUCGCUCGGGCCUAUCCGCCCUCGGAGCCCGAAAUUCGGGCUGGGCGGUACCGCGGCCUGGGCCUAGCGGCUUAACAGUAGCAACAGCGGCGGCAGCAACAGCAGCAGCCCCCGUCUUUCCGAAUACAAGCACCCCAGGGGCCCGAAAGCCCGCACAGGCGUUUAGAGAAAAUGGCAGACGAUAUUGAUAUUGAAGCAAUGCUUGAGGCUCCUUACAAGAAGACUUGCCUAACGAUAUCUCACCUCUACUCCCAUGAAUUCACCUUUGAUUCCAGUGUGAACUGUCAAUCAUAAGGAUGAGAACAAGUUGAGCAGUGCUAACGGCCAUGAAGAACGUAGCAAAAAACAAAGUUUCUGCCUCCUUGGAAAGCUCUACAUCUCCUUGUGAUUGGAGUGUGGGUUUCAAGAUUCCAGAAGGAGGAAAAAAAGCAAGAGCAGAAGUCGUAGUCAUGAACGUAAAAGAAGCAAAAGUAAGGAACGGAAACGAAGUAGAGAUAGAGAAAGGAAAAAGAGUAAAAGCCGUGAAAGGAAGCGAAGUAGAAGCAAAGAAAGGAGACGAAGCCGCUCAAGAAGUCGAGAUCGCAGAUUCAGAGGCCGCUACAGAAGUCCUUACAGACGACGCUCCCGAAGCAAAAGUCCAUUCAGAAAAGACAAGAGCCCUGUGAGGGAACCUAUUGAUAAUCUAACUCCUGAGGAAAGAGAUGCAAGGACAGUUUUCUGCAUGCAGCUGGCAGCAAGAAUUCGCCCAAGGGAUUUGGAAGAGUUUUUCUCUACAGUAGGAAAGGUUCGAGAUGUGAGAAUGAUUUCUGAUAGAAAUUCAAGACGUUCCAAAGGAAUUGCAUAUGUGGAGUUUGUUGAUGUUAGCUCGGUGCCUCUAGCGAUAGGAUUAACUGGCCAACGUGUUUUAGGAGUGCCAAUCAUAGUACAAGCAUCACAGGCAGAAAAAAACAGAGCUGCAGCAAUGGCAAACAAUCUACAAAAGGGAAGUGCUGGACCUAUGAGGCUUUAUGUGGGCUCAUUACACUUUAACAUAACUGAAGAUAUGCUUCGGGGGAUCUUUGAGCCUUUUGGAAGGAUUGAAAGUAUCCAACUCAUGAUGGAUAGUGAAACAGGUCGAUCUAAGGGAUAUGGUUUUAUUACGUUUUCCGAUUCAGAAUGUGCCAAGAAGGCUUUGGAACAACUUAAUGGAUUUGAACUAGCAGGGAGGCCAAUGAAAGUUGGUCAUGUUACUGAACGUACUGAUGCUUCCAGUGCUAGCUCAUUUUUGGACAGUGAUGAACUGGAAAGGACUGGAAUUGACUUGGGAACAACUGGUCGUCUCCAAUUAAUGGCAAGACUCGCAGAGGGUACAGGUUUGCAGAUCCCACCAGCAGCACAGCAGGCUCUACAAAUGAGCGGCUCUUUGGCAUUUGGUGCUGUGGCAGAAUUCUCUUUUGUUAUAGAUUUGCAAACAAGACUUUCUCAACAGACUGAAGCUUCAGCUUUAGCUGCAGCUGCCUCUGUCCAGCCUCUUGCAACACAGUGUUUUCAACUCUCUAACAUGUUUAACCCUCAAACAGAAGAAGAAGUUGGAUGGGAUACAGAGAUUAAGGAUGAUGUGAUUGAAGAAUGUAAUAAACAUGGAGGAGUUAUUCAUAUUUACGUUGACAAAAAUUCAGCUCAGGGCAAUGUGUAUGUGAAGUGCCCAUCAAUUGCUGCAGCCAUUGCUGCUGUCAAUGCAUUGCAUGGCAGGUGGUUUGCUGGUAAAAUGAUAACAGCAGCAUAUGUACCUCUUCCAACUUAUCACAACCUCUUCCCUGAUUCUAUGACAGCAACGCAACUACUGGUUCCAAGUAGACGAUGAAGGAAGAUAUAGUCCCUUAUGUACAUAGCUUUUUUUCUUUCUUGAGAAUUCAUCUUGAGUUAUCUUUUAUUUAGAUAAAAAUAAAGAGGCAAGGGUCUACUGUCAUUUGUAUACAAUUCCUGUUACCUUGAAAAAAUAAAAAUGUUAACAGGAAUGCAGUGUGCUCAUUAUCCCUAACUAGCAAAUCCCACUGUAUACAAAGCUGUUCUCUUGUUCUGCCUUUUAAAUGUACAUGUAGAAAAUUACAUUAAGGAUCUAUAGGAAUAGCUCUAGGGGGGAACAAAUGUGCUUAAUGUAAAAAGGCAGACAGGGAUGUAAUUAUGUUUUUAAUGUUUCAGAAGCCUAACUUUUUACACAGCAGUUACAUUUCACGUUUCACUAAUGUUGAUAUUUGGCUAAUGGUUUGGCAGAGGUUUCUGGAGUACACUUUUAGUGUAUGGGAAUUCAAGACAGCUAAAGGGCUGUAUGAUUAACAUCUCAUCUUGCAUCAUGAUCAAUUGGCAAGAAAAGGAGAUUUCAAGAUUACAUUUCCAGAUGGUAUCUUUUCAAUUUAAUGUAUCUGUAAAAGUUUCUUUGUAAAUAUUAUGUGUUCUGGUGUGUCUUAAGAUUCCAAACAAAAUGAUCCCUGCAUUUCCUCAAAAUGUUUAGUGGCAGUCUGGUAAGCAAAGCAGUCUGAGCAAGAAAUAGGAAAUGCAGAAAUAGGUUUUGUCUGGUUGCAUAUAAUCUUUGCUCUUUUUAAGCUCUGUGAGCUCUGAAAUAUAUUUUUGGGUUACUUCAGUGUGUUUGACAAGACAGCUUGAUAUUUCUAUCAAACAAAUGACUUUCAUAUUGCAACAACCUUUGUAAGAACCACUCAAAUAAAAUUCUCUUAAAAAGGC